AUGAACAAGGUACAAGAGUACAACGACGCCUUUGACAAGCCGCUCGAAGGCGAGUGGCCGGAGCUGCUCCGCAAAGCGCAGGUGCGGCGGACGAUGCGGCAGUUCCAGCAGAACCCACUCAAGUACGGGCUUCGAGUGUCGGAGAUGCAGUCGUGGCACCGGGUGAGGCCGCGCGACGACGAGGACGACGAGGACGACGACGAAGAUGACGACAAGGCGGGCGACGACGAGCAGGUCAUCUUCAUGCCAGAGGCGGACCGGCCCCUCGCCGAGCACAUCAUGUUCGAGCUGCACUACAACGCCAUGCUCAACCGGUCGACGGAGCGGCGGCGCAGCGGCAUGAUGCCGUGCCUUCGGUGCGCGGGCAAGGGGCUGUUGUGCUCGCUGGAGCUGUUCGAGACGGAGCAGGACACGCGCUGCACGCGCUGCGUGCGCCACGGGUGCAGGUGGUGCGUGCUGCAGUCGACGUUUGGCGGCGCAGACCUCGACACGGUGUUUUGGGCGCCGUUCCGAGGCGAGACGCCCGCGCCGCCCAUCACGGCGGCCGAUAUGUCCGCCGUCUUCUUCCGUCACCGCCUGCCAAAGUGGUGGGAGGAGUUCUGGGCCUACGUGCGCAGCGACGAGCUGACCGUCGAAGACGUGUUUGGCCUCGCGCGCGAGUUCCUCGAGGGCGAGCGGAGGGUGUACGCAGGCGUCACGGACGCCGCGGUCAAGGCCGAGCCCAAGGGGUUUGAGCUGCCUCCAUGGCACAGAAAUGAUGCGCCCGACGCAAAGGACGAUCCCCUCUGGUCGCCAAAGACGUGGCAGAGAUACUUUGCCAACGUGAGGGCAAUGAAGGAGCAAGCAAAGGCAGCGAUUGUUGAAGAAGUAACCGAUACGAAGCCUACAGGGGCUUCGGUAUGGGAAGAUGAAGACAUAAUUCAAACCCCUUCCAGUGAAGUGGGAGGGAGCUCGACCGAGGAUUCGUCUUUCGAGAGCCACUCCUCCUGA
Messenger RNA from Lasiosphaeria miniovina, 990 nucleotides. RefSeq lists its product as uncharacterized. NCBI's taxonomy places the organism in Eukaryota, Fungi, Ascomycota, Sordariomycetes, Sordariales, Lasiosphaeriaceae. The record is from RefSeq and is a predicted model, not a curated record. The transcript has a single exon. The coding region runs from base 1 to 990 and encodes 329 amino acids.